This is a messenger RNA of Phytophthora sojae, 2376 nucleotides long. RefSeq lists its product as hypothetical. The record is from RefSeq and is a predicted model, not a curated record. The coding region runs from base 1 to 2256 and encodes 751 amino acids. Gene Ontology annotation, biological process: intracellular signal transduction. Lineage: Eukaryota; Oomycota; Peronosporomycetes; Peronosporales; Peronosporaceae. The transcript has a single exon.
AUGCAGUUCUCCAUGCCCACGGCCGUGGAGCGCGUGCCCGAGUCCUCGGCCGCCAACGGAGACCAAGAGGCCGAGCAGGAGGAGGCGCUGCUGCGUCUGGCCGCGCGCAUGAAGCAGAACGUGGCCACGGGCGACCGCCGCCGCCACAUCUUCAAGAAGUACAGGGACUGCUUCACCGGCAUGGAGGCCGUCGACUGGAUGCUCGAGCAGAUGGAGGCCAAGAGCGUCGCCGAGGCCGUCCGCAAGGGCCAAGGCCUGAUGUCCCACCGAUACAUUGAAAAGGUGGAGAAGGAGACCAAGUUCGAGUACAACAAGAAGCGCUUCUACCGGUUCACGGCCACGACCCCCGAGUUCGUGCAGGCCGUGGAGCGGCCGCUGCCCAGUGCCACGCUGGACCUGCCCCUGAGUGCUGCGGCCCGACGACGAGCCUUGGCCGCGCUUAUCGGCGGCUUCGUGGCCGACGCGGCCUCGACGUCCCUGAACGGCGUCUCACACCCAGAGAAGACCAUCCCGAACCUGCUGAGACUGGACUUCGACCCGGCCUUCUGUGGCCUGUACGAUACGUCCGACGGCAGCGACAAGAAGGGCAGCCGCACCAGGAUGGAGUCGUCCACGGGCUUCGAGGCCCGCAUUCUGCUGCAGUGCAUCGCUCGCCGGGGCCACAUUCACGGCUCGCAGCUGGCCAAGGACGCGUACUGGGGGUUUAAGAACGACCACCGACUGCUGAGUGCGUCGUCCAGGGCGUUCAUCAAGCGCGUGCACUCCGGCAAGGGCUGGCCGCACUGUGCCGUCAAGUGCCGCUCCAUCGACGUGCUGUCGUUGAUUCCCAUCGUUGUGGCGUUGUACGCCGGCACCAACCAGCUCUUCACCAAGGUGGACGAGCUGGUCAAGGUUUUCUACGUGGGCACUCGCGUCCGCGAUGCUGCUCUAGUAGCGGCCUUUGUUCUGGAACAGGUGAUUCUCGGCGCCUCCGUGCUGCAGGCCAUGCGUAUGAGCAUCCGCACGGAGCGACUCAGCGUCAAGCAGCGCAAGGUCAUCUUUAAGGCCUUCACCAAGUCGCAGCUGCCCAGCUACGAGGCCAUUCAAAAGUUUGGCAACCGUGGCUCGCUUCCCGGUGGGUUCCACGCGGUGCUCCAGCCGCUGUUUGUGCUUAACGACUACCCUACGGCCGUGCGCGAAAACAUCAUCGGAGGUGGCCGAACGUGUCGGCGCGCCAUGUUCAUCGGCGCGUGCUUUGCUGCACAAGACGGCCUGGACGCUAUCCCCGAGGGCUGGAUCCAGAAGACGCAGUACUUCGACUUCAUCGAGGCGGACGCCAGCACGCUGGUCGGCCGUCGUGAGGUGCAGGGUUCGUUCACUGAGGAGGACGAGGAGGACCGACUUGCCGCGUACAUGGACUACGUGCCCCGAUCGUCCAUGUCUUCGAACCGUUCCCGUCACAUGGAGCGCCCGGAGUCGUCCCGCCGCAGCAGCCAAAACCUCGGCGCUUCGUCCUCGAACGUCAACGGCGAGGCCUCCGACAUUGCCGGUGAACUGCCGCCUGAGGGCGUGUCGUCGUCGCGCCGCUCCUCGGGCCCGAUUCGUCGCCGCUCCAACAGCUACGCGUCCUCGGGUGGCCUCUCGUCGCCGCGCUCCAUUGCGUCCAACUUCUCGUACGCUUCGCAGACGACCACUGCCUCCAGUGUGCGCUCGGUCAUCGACCUGGGAGACAUGGACAAGUUCUACCAGAGCGGUGUGGGCAACACGCUGACGGCGUCGUCCACUCCGCGCUCGAGCGGAGGCACUGACGGCCGCUUGAGCUUCGAGAUGCAAAAAUUCUUCCAGGCCUACGGCGCCGCUGCCGCCGCGCGCGGCUCGCGUGGCUCGCACGGCUCCUUCGGCGAGAACGGCUCGUACGGCAGCGGCUCAUCGACUGUUCGCUCGAGCGACCUGAACCAGCUGCGUCCGAGCGACAUGGCCCCGUACCUUCGCCGCAGCUCUGCCGGUGCUCGCCGCAGCGAUCCCCGCAGCGACCCGCACCUCCGCCACAGCUAUAUCGCCAGCUCGCGCCGUAGCGACACCAACCUCAUGUACGGCAGCCACCAGCCUCGAUACUCCGGCAAGGUGUCGCGCGUUAGCGACCCGAACGCCUUCUACCGCCGGUCGUCGUCUACGCCCGCGUACGUGCCCGAGGCCGAGCGAUCGGAAGACGUGGUGCUGGCCCACCGCGUAUCACUUGACGACGAGCAGCGCGUGAGUCUUCACGCCAUUCUGUAGAUAAAGUGAUACGCACCGGAGGACUUUCGAGCACGCGCACUUCGUCCAAGGACAGCAAACGGAUCAAGCGGCACGGGAGGGAGGCGACGGUGAGUUGUUUAAUUUAUUGAUAUGAGCGCA